Messenger RNA from Daldinia caldariorum, 822 nucleotides. RefSeq names its product P-loop containing nucleoside triphosphate hydrolase protein. Gene Ontology annotation, molecular function: GDP binding; GTP binding; GTPase activity. The transcript has 2 exons. The record is from RefSeq and is a predicted model, not a curated record. Gene Ontology annotation, cellular component: plasma membrane. Bases 1 to 822 code for a protein of 273 amino acids. NCBI's taxonomy places the organism in Eukaryota, Fungi, Ascomycota, Sordariomycetes, Xylariales, Hypoxylaceae. Gene Ontology annotation, biological process: signal transduction.
AUGAGCGAAUCCGAGUCUACCUGGAGCGAAGAAGAGAUUCGAUACUUCCGAGCCUUGCUUGCUUGGGUAGCGAACGAUAAGGAGGAUGACGGCGAUUAUGAAGGAUUACCUCCACCGGAAAGACAUGUAGGACAAUUCAUGUUCCUCGUUCUAGGAGACAAGGGUUGUGGGAAGACAUCGCUUCUAGAAAAGUUCUGCUGUGGCACAUUUGCUGAAGAGGAUCGAUUAUCCAAACCCGACGAGCCAGAACGAGGUUACCGCCACACCAUAAGCAUUGAGGACCAAACUUACAUCCUUAAUGCUUUAGAACUUCCUUCUCGGCAUCUAUCCAGUGAGGAGCAGCUCACGCAAGCUAUACAGAUCACGGAGGCUGUUGUCCUAGUAUACAGCGUCAAAUCGAGGUCGUCUUUUACCCUCCUCCAAGAUGUCUACAACCAUAUCCGCGAUAUGGUCGGGGAGACACGGAUGUAUGGUCUCAUGCUCGUAGGAACCAACUCCGACUGCGAGGACGAGCAGCGGGAGGUUUCUUGGGCUGAGGGCCGUAAGCUCGCAGCAAGCUUUGGGCUGGGAUGUGCGUUCCUUGAGACCUCAGCCAAGACCGGCGAUAAUGUCAACAGGAUCUUUCCCCAGUUGGGGAGGGAGGUCCUCAAGCUGAAGUGGCUCAACCAUCAGAGGAAAGAAGAAGCAGAAAGACUUUCUAUCGACGCGAAGCAGCGCUCUAUUGAUAUUGCUUCUUUGAAGGGGGUAACAGGAUGGAGAUCGUGGACUCGACCUUGGUUUCAACGAAGAGCAGGAGAUCGUAAAGCGUCAAGUCCCUGUUAA